UUUGUUACAAAGAGACAUCGGACGACAAAGAACGGUUGUCUUGCUUCGCUGCGAACAUGUCGAACUAUUUCGUUGGAGUAAUUUCUCAUUGAUCCUGGAUUUCGUGCUUGCUGUGACAUAUUUUCCAUAUUUGUACACAUGCGUUUUCUCCGUGUCUGUCAUUAUGCAUUUACUGGAUAGAUCGAGCUCUGUGUGGAUAUAUCUGUUGUUCGUGCUGCUGGAUUGUUACUGGGAAGCGGUUUCUGGGCAGCUCUCUUACUCCGUCUCAGAGGAGGCAAAUGUCGGGACUGUUGUCGGAAAUAUCGCUAAAGAUCUCAACAUCAAUGUGCAGGAUUUGGAGUCUCGCAUGUUUCAGAUCGUUGCUGGAUCGAAGAGGAAAUAUUUCGAGGUAAAUCGAAAGACCGGAUUUCUGUAUGUAAAUGAGAGGAUAGACCGAGAGGAGCUUUGUACAGAUGAACCCAAAUGCACCGUGAGCGUCGAGGCUGUGAUUAACAAUCCGUUAAAGCUUUACCGCGUGGAGAUAGAAAUUAGAGAUGUGAACGACCAUUCUCCGUCUUUUAACACUAAAACACAAACACUGGACAUUGCAGAGAACACCUUGCCUGGAUUUAGAUUUGCGUUAUCGGAAGCCAGCGAUGCUGAUGUGGGUAAAAAUGAUGUCAGCGCGUAUAAGCUCAGUCCAAACGAGUAUUUCAGUCUUGCGACACAAAAGGGAGGUGAAAGUGUAUCUCCAGAGUUAGUGCUGCACAAAGCAUUAGAUCGUGAGAAAAAGUCAAAUAUACAGCUGCUGUUAACGGCAGUAGAUGGAGGCUCUCCACCAAAUACGGGCACAUCAGAAAUUAAAAUAAAUGUACUCGACAUUAAUGAUAACGCACCAGUGUUCAACAGUACUCUUUACAAAAUUAAAAUGUUUGAAAAUACCCCAAUUGGUACGGCGAUCUUCACCUUAAAUGCGACCGAUGCCGAUGAAGGAUCGAACAGUGAAAUAGUCUACUCUCUUCGUAGUAAGGAUCAGGAUCACAUUCUGGAUAUUUUUAAAACUGACCCUGAAACGGGGGUCAUUUCAGUAAAAGGCAAAAUCGACUAUGAGGAAAGAAAAGCUUUUGAGAUCCGAGCGGAGGCGAGGGACAAAGGCCAGCCUCCUAUGUCUGCUCAUAGUAAAGUGCUGGUGGAAGUCAUAGAUGUAAAUGAUAACGCCCCUGAAAUCACUGUGACGUCACUUCUGAACACAGUGAAUGAGGACGCUGUUGUAGGUACUGCUAUUGCACUUGUCUCUGUUCUAGACAGAGACAGUGGCAAAAAUGGUGACGUGAAAUGUCAGAUCCUAAAUACGGUUCCGUUUAAAUUGGAGACAAAUUACAAGAACUAUUACUCUUUAGUUGUUGACGGACAUCUAGACAGAGAAGUGACUCCCCAGUACAAUGUCACAAUUUCAGCUACCGAUGAAGGGAGCCCUCCUCUUUCGAACACCAGUGUUAUUAUUGUCUAUGUUUCUGAUGUUAAUGACAACGCGCCCCAUUUUCCAGAAUCUACAGUAAAUGUUUAUGUGAAAGAAAACAGCAAAGUAGGAACAGUUAUUAAAACAGUGACUGCAGUUGAUGCUGACAUCAGAAACAACGGUCAGGUGAGCUACUCAUUUUUAGAUGUUAAUAGUAAAUCACUGCCUCUCCCUACAAUGAUAAACAUCAACUCAGAAACUGGAGAGAUAAUCAGUCUGCAGUCGUUUAACUAUGAGGAGUUAAAAACGUUCCAGUUCAAAGUUCAGGCCACAGACUCUGGAGUUCCUCCGCUCAGCAGCAACGUGACUGUGAAUAUUUUCAUCAUAAAUGAACAUUUUGAAGUACCGUACUUAUAG
This is a messenger RNA of Stegastes partitus (bicolor damselfish), 1855 nucleotides long. Its product is annotated as protocadherin alpha-3-like. The record is from RefSeq and is a predicted model, not a curated record. The transcript has 3 exons. Gene Ontology annotation, biological process: homophilic cell-cell adhesion. Gene Ontology annotation, molecular function: calcium ion binding. The coding region runs from base 164 to 1855 and encodes 563 amino acids. Gene Ontology annotation, cellular component: plasma membrane. NCBI's taxonomy places the organism in Eukaryota, Metazoa, Chordata, Actinopteri, Pomacentridae.